Molecule: messenger RNA, 2049 nt
Organism: Aspergillus thermomutatus
Lineage: Eukaryota; Fungi; Ascomycota; Eurotiomycetes; Eurotiales; Aspergillaceae
Product: putative C6 transcription factor
Exons: 5
Coding region: 1-2049 (682 amino acids)
Biological process (GO): regulation of DNA-templated transcription
Molecular function (GO): DNA-binding transcription factor activity, RNA polymerase II-specific; zinc ion binding
Source: RefSeq, a predicted model, not a curated record
AUGACGGACCCUAAUCGUCCUCCUUUUUUCUCGUAUGGAUCCUAUCCAUCUUCAUCAGAUUACCAGGAGAAUGAGCCUGCAUACAGUGACUGGACAUCGUCUCAGUUCCCACAGUCACACUUUGGGCCUCAUAUCAAUUAUGAGCCGAUUCCUAGCUAUGUCGAGAACCCCGCAGGCCCCCGAAUCAGCACUGGCGAGCGAUCUUUGAACUCGAAAGUUGCCAUACCCCGGUCAGCAAACCCCAGUAGUUGGACCAGCAGCGGGCGAGUCAGUCGGGCGUGCGAAAACUGUCGUGAGCAGAAAGCCAAGUGUAGCGGCCAUCGCCCGACCUGUCAAAGAUGCCAGGAGUCGGGGAGUCGUUGCUCGUAUGGUGACCGGAAGCGAGAGAAGAUGGCCAAGCAGCUCAGUGAGCUGACAAACCAGGUUCAAACCUACGAGGCUUUGUUGCGCGAUAUCUAUCCAAAGUUGGAACCCCAGUCCGCGCAAUAUGUUGAACAGGUCCUGAACGAACAAAACCCCGACAACGACCAGUUCUCUGGCCAACAAACUGCAACGCCAUCUCCGGCUCUUAAAUUAUCUGAUGCCGCUCGUGUCUCAAGCCCCGCCGCUUCUACUCCAGUCUUCUCACUGGGGGCUUUAGAUUACACCAGCGAGGAUUUCAACCGUGAUGAGAAAAUUCAAGCCAUGGGCUUCGUCGGUGAACAUUCUGAGAUUGCCUGGAUUCACAGAUUGAAAAGAUUACUCGACCAGACCUCCGUCGCGGCGAGAGAUGAUUCGGAUCGUCAUUCGGUUGCUUCCGCGAAUUUUUUCCUCGAUGAUUCGGAUAUUACUGUUUUGGAUGAUAUCGAUCUCUCGCAACGACCCUCGCAAACGGUUGCUGAUCAGCUCGUGGACGAGUAUUUCCAAGUUGUACACCCUUCCUUUCCGAUUAUCGGCAAACUUGUCUUUUUGAGACAGUAUAGGUCAUUCUACUCUAGUCCUCACGGGGCCAGUGGGGGUGUCUCGGAUGGUGAAACACUAUACUUCUCGCGAGCAUGGCGACUGAGCAUGAGUGACAUUGCUCUGCUGGAUCAUCCAAAUCUUCAGCAGGUGCAGGUGGAGGGUCUGACUUCAUUCUACCUGCUAUCUGUGGGACAGGUGAACCGUAGCGAUGAUUUCCGCACUACUCCUCCGCCGGUACCUUUCAAAGAGGAAGAUUUUUCGGAUGAUCGGGUGGUUCAACUGAUUGCUGAUCACGAGGCUCGGGGCGUGUUCAUGGAAGCUCUAGGCAAGGCAACGGCGGAAACGGCAUUGACACCAGAGAUAUCUGACCACCACCUGUUCAACGCGAAUAGAGAAUGUGAGCAAGUUGCGUCCAGUGCCAUCGAAUCACUAACACCGAAUAUCUCGCUAUACUUUCUCCACAACGUCGAGUUAGGAAUGAUACUGCGAGAGUCUGUUGACACACUGUAUGCUCCAGGAGUCGCUCGAAAAUCUUGGCGUGAUAUUGAGCUAGCCGUUGCUGCACUCAACUCCAAGGCAGACGUUUGGCUGUCCAGGCUUCCGCCCGCAUUUCACUUCGAGACAGGCGCCCGUGUAUUCGAGCGGCAGAGGUUGAACUUGGCAUUUCGCUUUUACAGCACCAAAAUCAUAAUAGCCCAACCCUGUCUUAGCCGCCUCACUCGGCAGGCUCCCGGGUCAGAGCCACUCGGAGUUGCGUGCGAGGCGAUGGCGACCAUGUGUGUCGAUUUCGCGGGGCAGAUGCUCGAUCUUCUUCCUACCAUACCCGAGCCCUCCUGGGUCUACCGUGUCUCUCCCUGGUGGUGCUUUUUGCACUAUCUGAUGCAAUCAACCACCGUUCUUUUAACUGAGCUAUUACUCGUGGCAGAAGUGGGCACCGUCAGAUACAACCGACUGCUAGAACAAGUUUCCAAAGCGACUCGCUGGUUGUCAGAAAUGUCGACAAACGAUCCAUCUUCUGCAAGAGCGUGGCUCGUUUGCAGAGAUCUCAUCUCUCAACGUGCCCCAGAGCUUGACCUCCGAGCCUUUUCAGAACACCACAGAAAUUGA